This is a messenger RNA of Poecilia latipinna (sailfin molly), 2987 nucleotides long. It is a transcript of the gene egr2b, whose product is annotated as early growth response 2b. The coding region runs from base 932 to 2272 and encodes 446 amino acids. The transcript has 2 exons. Gene Ontology annotation, biological process: regulation of transcription by RNA polymerase II. The record is from RefSeq and is a predicted model, not a curated record. Lineage: Eukaryota; Metazoa; Chordata; Actinopteri; Cyprinodontiformes; Poeciliidae. Gene Ontology annotation, molecular function: DNA-binding transcription factor activity, RNA polymerase II-specific; RNA polymerase II cis-regulatory region sequence-specific DNA binding.
AUUUAACAUGCCUCUAUAAAUAUUGGUUUCCUUUUUCCUGCGGUCUAUAAAAAGACUAUAGAGUUCACUUCGCAGUGAACUAAAUCUCAUCUUUCCUAGAGCAUAGUCAAAUCAGACUGUCAGAAGUUUCCGAACCGUUGAGCUAGUCACCCAGAGGAAGAAAUUCCACUUCUCUGUCCGUCUCAUUUGACUGUGGUUAUGCCUUUCUCUCUCUCACUAUCUCUUUCUCUCUCAGCUCGGUAAAACUCGUCACUUUCCGAUGAUCAAAUUCCGGAACAGAAAACCAAAUAUGGACUAAGGGGUGUGUCCCUAUCAACCGGAUUCGACCUUUUAUGGGUUCAAAAGCCAAACCUCAAAUCUCUUAUUUUGAUAUUUUGUGCAACUAAAUCAGGGUCAUACUGAAAAAGAGGAGAUGGGAACGGAGAACAGGUGUCAGCAGAGUUCUCGCUCUGCUGUUAGAAUUUUUAGGAGCAUCGGUGUCGCUCCACAGCGAGUGGAAAAAAAAAACUUUCUUAUCUGUCCUGCAGCAGCGGGCUCUCCACUGAGAAGUAAUUCCCUUUGAAAUCGUCACGGAGCCGCCCAGCCAAUCAGAAUUAGCUGCGCGUGCAGUCUCUAGCCCUCCCUGUCCAUAUUUGGGUAAUGACGUAACAGUCACAUUCAAAAGGUUCCCCAUAUAUACAUACUCGUGUCAGGGCGCCCGCUUCCGUCACCAAAGCCAGUCAGCCAGUCCUAAACUUUGUCACAUGAAGCGCAGCAGUAACACGGAGCGCAUCCUCACACAACGGCGGUGACCGACAGAGAAAUGCAGUGGUGACCCCUCCUCGGCCGGGUUCCACGCUCUUAAUUAGGCUCCAAGAAAAACAACAAAGAAGAAAACGAGUCAGAGAGAGAGAGAGAGAGAGAGAGAGAGAGAGAGCGAGGGGAGAGCACGAUGACAGCUAAAACUCUGGAGAAAGUGCAGGUGAAUCUAGGAGGGUUCGUGCAUCCUGUGGCAGACAGCGUGUACUCUGUGGAUGACAUCGCCGCCAGUCUGCCGACCUCGGUGGCCAUCUUCCCCAACGCCGACCUAGGAGCACAUUACGACCAGAUGAAUGUGGCAGCAGACAGCCUGAUGGGCGCUGACAUGAACGCAGAGAAGCGCUCAGUGGAGCUCUCCUCCUACUCCAGCGGCUUCUCCCAGCCUGCCUCCCAUCGCAACCAGACCUUCACCUACAUGGGGAAGUUCUCCAUCGACUCCCAGUACCCAGGGAAUUGGAACCCAGAGGGAGUCAUUAACAUCGUUUCGGGUAUAUUCAACGUGGCCCAGCCGCCUCCCCCUCCACCUCCUCCUUCCUCUUCAGCCUCUUCCUCCCCGGCUUCCUCUGGAUCUCCUCAUCACUUCUCCAGUGGAGCUUUAAGUUGCACCAUGGCGGCUCAGAGCCAGGCCGACCUGGAUCACCACCGUCACCUGUACUCACCCCCACCCCCUUACUCCUCCUCUGGCUGCGGGGAGGUGUACCAGGACCCUUCGGCUUUUUUGUCCACCUCUUCCUGUCCGAUAGCCUCAUACCCUCCGCCCUCGUACUCAUCACCCAAGCAGCCCAGCAGUUCAGACGUACCGGGCCUCUUACCCAUCAUCCCUGACUACUCCGGCUUCUUCCAGCCGGCCUGUCAGCGGGACAUGCACCCUGCAACUAUCCCAGAUCGGAAGCCGUUCGUCCCGUGUCCUCUCGAUACAUUCCGAGUGCCCCCUCCCCUGACACCGCUGAACACUAUCAGAAACUUUACUUUGGGAGCUCCGGGUGGCGGCGGCUCAGAAACAGGGCAGCCACGGCUCUCCUCUGCCUACAGCCCCCAGAACCUGCCCCUCAGGCCGAUCCUGCGGCCAAGAAAAUACCCGAACAGACCCAGCAAAACGCCCGUCCACGAGCGGCCGUACCCGUGUCCGGCAGAGGGCUGUGAUCGGCGCUUCUCCCGCUCCGACGAACUAACCAGGCACAUCCGUAUUCACACUGGCCACAAACCCUUCCAGUGUCGGAUCUGUAUGCGGAACUUCAGCCGCAGCGACCACCUCACCACGCAUAUCCGCACGCACACGGGAGAGAAGCCGUUCGCCUGCGACUACUGCGGCCGCAAGUUCGCUCGGAGCGACGAGAGAAAGAGACACACUAAGAUCCACCUGCGGCAGAAGGAGAGGAAAGCGUCCACGGUGUCUUCGUCCUCCUCCUCUGGAAGCUCCGCGUUGGAGCGUCCGUCAGGCGGCAUCAGUGCAGCCAGUGGAAUCUGUUCCUAAGUCUGCUUUAAAAACUUGUUUCCCUUGGCUGCCUGACUCACACGAACUCCUUAAAGAACUCUGAGUAUCAGUGUGAACGUUCUGGGAACGGGGAGCCGAACACCGAAUGAAGAACUUGUGCACAGUGGUGCACUAAGACGCACAGCCAUGCUACUGAACUCACAAAGAUGCUUAUACGAAUGCACUUUGCCCGCACAGCCUACUGAAAUAUGAAUAAAUAUAAGUAUACAUGUUUCCAUUAAAAGAGGAGUCAGAUAUUCCCAACUUUUGAACUGUGACACGGUCUGCGCUUGUACAUGUAAAAUAACGGCAAUAAUGUUUCAAAGAACUGAAGACACGUUUAAGUUAUUUCAUUUAAUAUGUCUGUUGAUGAGUGUGUUUCUCCAGUGCCUUGCUGUGUCUUUUGUACACUGACUGAUUCAAGGACGCUUCUAAUGCAAUGUAAAUCUGCCCGACAAUAUGUAAAGUUGGAAGACAUUCUAUUUUUGUAUUCGGUUUUGGUGUCGCUCCGAGUUUCCAUUAAUUGUUGCUCGUGUGUAAAAAGUCUGAGAUGUAAAUAUAUUGAAAGAUAAUAGAGUCGUUUGUUGUGAUGUGUUUUAAGACUUAUUAAAUGAACGAGGAUGAGAAACAAAAGCUGCUUUUAUUCCUCAUGACUGGAGCGCAACGCACCGCGCAGGCAUGCAGAAUAACAACGUCUCAUCUGAAUUUAUACACA